UUAGGAUGCUGUACAGAAAAUGGCAUCCACUAAGAAAAAUGUUGGACUAUCCAUCGAAAAUGCUGCUAAUGCUAUAAAUCAAGCAUCUGCGAUGAUUAUAACAGCCGGCGCUGGUAUGGGAGUUGAUUCAGGUCUUCCAGACUUCAGAGGUGACAGAGGAUUUUGGGAAGCCAGGAAUAAAUCUUCAAGAUAUGGCAAAUCCAAAUCCAAAGUGGUUUGAAAGUGAUCAUAAGUUUGCAUGGGGGUUCUAUGGUCACCGCUAUAAAUUAUAUAAGAACACGACUCCUCAUGAGGGAUUCGGAAUUUUGUUGAAAUGGGCGAAAUCGAUGGAGAAUGGUUACCAUGUAUACACAAGUAACGUUGAUGGACAUUUUCAAAAGGCAGGAUUCCCAAAGGACAGGGUAGAUGAAUGCCAUGGUAGCAUACAUUAUCUCCAAUGUGCUGAUGUUAAUAUAUCUGAUGCAAUAUGGCCCGUGCCCGAUAAUUUUGACAUCGAUGUCGAAGAGUCCACCCUUAGGGCCCCAAGUCCUCUCCCUCUUGGCCCUCCGAGCAAUCCUACCCACCUUGCAAGACCGAACAUCAAAAUGUUUCAUGAUGUGACUUGGAUUGACACACGUACAUCCGCCCAGGAAGUUAAAUUCAAAGCUUUUGAAGAAAAGCUCAUCGAUGGUGGUACUACAUUUAUCGUGAUUGAAAUAGGAAGUGGACUAGCUGUGCCCAGAGUCAGGGAAAGAGGAGAAGCUAUUAUUAAAAGGUCAGAGGGUAAGGGAACUCUCAUUCGUAUUAACCCUGCGGAAUCCACUGUCCCCCAUGGACAACAUAUAGGACUACCUCUUGGUGCCCUUGAAGCUAUUACAAGCAUUGACAAAAUUCUGAAAUCAACUUGAGAGCGAGGAAAAGCAAUAGUAGACAAAAUAGAUGUCGUUGUAUUUCUUGUACACAAUUAUCCUUCU
Molecule: messenger RNA, 953 nt
Organism: Owenia fusiformis
Lineage: Eukaryota; Metazoa; Annelida; Polychaeta; Sabellida; Oweniidae
Source: the annotation of a GenBank genome assembly